AUGGCGACAAAAGACCCAGCUGUCGUGGCUCCGGAUGAAUUCCAGCUGGAGGCGGGAAGAGGAAACACAGGCACCAACGUUGGUGAUGCACUCGAGAAGCCUUCGUCUUCCACUGGAACAAUGGUCGACGAGCCUACAGACCCAAAUGUUGUUGAUUGGGAUGGACCUGAUGAUCCUGAACAUCCACUCAAUUGGUCCAAGACUCAGAAGAAUCUUCACCUAGUGAUUGUCAGUUUAUUCACACUGGCAGCAAAUCUUGCUGCCACCAUGUUCGCACCUGGAGCAGAAGAGUUGGCCACUGAAUUCAGCAUCACCAACUCCACCGUCACGGCCAUGACCGUCAGUCUGUACGUGCUGGGCUUCGCUCUCGGUCCACUUCUUCUCGCGCCUCUGUCAGAACUUUAUGGCCGUCUUGUAAUUUACUACGGCUGCAAUUUUGUAUACAUCGCAUUCACCAUUGGCUGUGCUCUCAGCACAAACGUCGCUAUGUUUUUGGUCUUCCGAAUCAUAUGCGGUUGCGCUGCCUCAGGUCCGAUGAGUAUCGGAGGUGGUACGGUAGCAGACUUGUUUCCGCAAGAGGAGCGUGGUAAAGCCAUGGCUUUGUUCACUGUAGGACCUUUACUUGGCCCUGUGAUUGGUCCUAUCAUAGGAGGUUUUGUCUCUGAGAAUGUCGGCUGGCGAUGGACAUUUCGCAUCAUCCUAAUAUUUUCGGGAUUGAUCGGAGUCGCAACGGUGAUCUUGAUGCGCGAGACAAAUUAUACGGUCCUUCUCCAAAGGAAAGCCCAACAGGCUCGAAAGGAGACUGGGAACGAUAAGCUUGUCCCAAAGUUGACCCGCGACGAGACACCAAAACAGAUGCUCGCCCGAGCUAUCGUCCGCCCACUCAAGCUUCUCAUAUUUUCUCCCAUCGUCUUACUCAUCUCGCUCUACACUGGUAUCCUCUUCGGUCUGAUCUUCCUACUCUUCACCACUUUCCCGUCCGUCUUCCAAGAUGUAUACGGCUUCAGUCCAGGCACUGCUGGACUGGCAUACCUUGGUCUGGGUAUCGGUAUGAUACUGGGUCUGGUUCUGUUUUCUGUUCUCAGCGACAAGAUGCUCAAGCAGAAGAGUGGUGCUGCCAGGCCCGAGGAUCGCCUUAUUCUGAUGAAGUGGUUGGGUCCAAUUACCCCAUUGGGUCUUUUCAUAUACGGCUGGACGGCCAAGUACGCCGUCCACUGGAUUGUGCCAAUCAUCGGCACGUUUGUCGUUGGAUUCGGUUCUCUCUUCGUGGUCAUCCCUGGACAAAUCUAUCUCGUGGAUGCUUUCGGAGCAGAGGCUGCUGCUUCGGCAAUGGCUGCCAACCUGUUGGUCAGGUCUCCCUUCGGUGCCUUUCUGGAUCUCACAGCGUCACCAUUGUAUGAGAGCCUGGGUCUCGACUGGGGUAACAGUGUUCUUGGGUUCAUCUGUCUUCUGUUCACUCCGGUGCCAUGGCUCUUCUGCACUUAUGGAGAAAGAAUGCGGACUCACUUCAAGGUGGACCUGUGA
This is a messenger RNA of Fusarium coffeatum, 1524 nucleotides long. RefSeq lists its product as uncharacterized. The record is from RefSeq and is a predicted model, not a curated record. The coding region runs from base 1 to 1524 and encodes 507 amino acids. Gene Ontology annotation, molecular function: transmembrane transporter activity. The transcript has 4 exons. Gene Ontology annotation, biological process: transmembrane transport. Lineage: Eukaryota; Fungi; Ascomycota; Sordariomycetes; Hypocreales; Nectriaceae.